Diabrotica balteata is the source of this 2190-nucleotide messenger RNA. The record is from the annotation of a GenBank genome assembly. NCBI's taxonomy places the organism in Eukaryota, Metazoa, Arthropoda, Insecta, Coleoptera, Chrysomelidae.
AUGGAUAGUCCCAGCAAGGAGUUGGCAGUAUUGAAAAAGAAACGAAAACUCAAAAAGAAGAACUCACGUAUUUCUGUUAAAGUGAAGAAAACAUUGUCACCUUCCAAAGAUGAGCUGCGAUACAAACUCGCCAACAAAAGAAUUUUUCUUCAACAACAAGAACAAGAUUCCAAAGAUACAAAAUGUAUCGAUGUAGAAAACGACUAUGAAAGAAACUUAAAAAAAGUAAGAUGUAGUAGUUUUAAACUCAACAGGAAACCUUUUGCAGAUAUAAAAUCUCCUAAAAAAAGUGUUGUUAAGAAAAAUACGGUAUCCAAAUGUUCUCAAUUUAUUAAAAAAGAUGAUUAUAGCGAUCAAAAACAUAUCAAUGAUUUUUCUAGUUUAACCAAAAAUAGUGAAAAUACUAAUCCAGUAGAUUCCCAACAAGACGUAUUACAUCAAACCGAAACACAGCAAUCCAGAUUGGAAGACAUCCCGAGUUUGGAAGAAAAUGAAGUUCACGACUCCUUGUCUAAAACUGAGCCUUUAACUGACUGUGCUCCAGAAAUUCCCAUAAAAUCCAAUUAUAUCAAACAUCUGCAAGCUGUUCAUAUCGACGAACAGUUCUCUGUCACGCAAACAAUCGCAAGCACUUCAAAAUUUGUCAAAAGCAUACAACAACAAUUAUCUCAAAUACCCAUAAAUCAAAGAAUUUUACCACCCAAAUCAAAGUAUAUUAGAAAACUACAAGAAAAAACUGUAAGAGAAGUAUCUCAGAAGAACAUUGACACUGCACAAACAACUGUGAAGGAACAAAUACAACCCACAAAACCGGUUUUAACAAUUCCUCCUGUAAGUCAGUUAAUGGGAUAUCGUCGGUUUUUUCAUCAACAACUAAAGGUUCCUACUGUAGAGCAUUUUCCAACAGCAAAAACUAGCACAGCAGCUUCACCCACAAAGCCCUCAAAUAAGCCAAAAGAAGAAAACAUUUACGAAAAUAUAAGCAUAAUCGAGGAGCACCAUAUUUCAAAAAUUAAUAUUGAUAUGGUUAUUAAAGAAGAUGAAAAUGGGUCUGGAGAAGUAGUUACUCAGAAGCCCAUGGACACUGCACAGAAAACUAGAAAAGAACAAAUCCAACCGGUAAAACCAAGUUUAACAAUUCCUCCUGUAAUGCAGUUAAUGGGAUAUCGUCGAUUUUUUCAGCAGCAAAAAGUUCCCACUGUGGAGUCAAGUGCAACACCAAAAACUGAGACAGCAGCUUCACGCACAAAAUCCCUAAAAAAGCCAAAAGAAGAAAGAAUUUAUGAAAAUAUAAGCAUAAUCGAAAAGCACAAUAUCUCAAAAAUUAAUCUUGAUAUUGUUAUUGAGGAAGAUGAAAAUGGGUCUGGAGAAGCAGCAUCGGAAAAUGAUAUAUACCAAAGUAUUAACGAGGUUCUCUCUUCUUGUGAUAGUGAACCUGUAUUCACAGAAACUCAGUUGGAAGAAGGGGUUCAAUUACAAGAAAAUAUUAACAAAUCAAAUGUUUUAGCUCAACAAGCUUUUUGGAAGGCGUCCAUGCAUAACCCUAUGGAACCGAUCAUUGAAGAAACAGAAAGCAGUCCAGAAUCUUGCACAUCAAGCUCUACACCCCCAAAAACUAUAAAAAGAGACUUUAGUCAAGAACCUUCAACAUCAGGUACUAAGAAGUUUGUUGAAAAACCUUGUAUGUACUACGACUUUAAAAAAAGCGGUCGAAAUAAAUCGACAGGUAGCUACCCCACACGGCGUUUCCAAAGCACAAGGCUUUCUAGCAGUAAAUCUAAUACAAGUGUGGAAUUUGAUCUCGAUCAACAACUGGAAGCAGCUGUACGAACCAUGUCAAAGUUAAACAAGGCUCAAAUUAAUGCAACUAAUCCGUACACCUCCAAACAUUUGAAAAAAAAAUACGAACCUCCUCCAAAACUUCCAGAACGUAUACCAAUAGUUGCUAAACCUCUUAGCUCUGAUAGUAACAAAAAUUCUACUUCUUCGCCUUCGUAUCCUUCGUCGAUGAGUUCAGGAGAAUACCAGGAAAUGGAUUUUGAUGACCAGCCUGAAGACUCAAACCAAAAUAGGUCACAGUUUAACUUCAACUGUUAUUUUCCGUAUUUAUUAUUAACUCUUGGCUUGUUCGGUUUUUUGGUAGGAGUAUAUUUUGUAGGGCAAGCCUUAUCUACUACUCGGGUAAAAUAA